GCAAGUUUUCGUUGAAUGACUUUCUGGAGGUUUCAUCAUAUGACACAAUAGUUUAUCUGUAAUACCCGGGGAUGCGAGGACAAUGGUUGGCAACCCUAGACUAGGAAGUGCUGGGCAGGCCUCUUGUGUCACUGAGAGGAGGGACAGAAAUAAAACCAUUCUUCUCUGCUCCAAGAAGUGUCCCAAUGGGCACGCUAUACAAACAGUAGAGCGCUAAGACCACGCUCAGCCAGAUGCAGACUCCUGCUGUCCUGAACCUGAGCAAGUGUGCAAAGCCAGCUCCUGUCUUGUGUUUUCAUGGAGAGUGGAUGUUUGUUCAUUGCCACUUACCACAGUUAUCAAACAAACAUGGGAUGAUUCCAGCACAUUAUGUGAUGCCCUGGAAAGAAGACAUGAAGAACAGGAAAUUCACUUUAAAGCAUGCAGCGGUUGUUGGGAUAUAUACUGGUGCCACAGAAGAUUGUCUCUUUUUGGAGCAUAGAGAAAGACUUUGCCAUGGAGAAGAAAGAAAAUGCAUACGGGAGAAAAUUCCUCUGGAAAUGCCAAUUGAGGAUAUUCCCAUACAUUCUCAUCUCUCCAGGUACCAGAAGUCUGUGGUUGCUCAUGCAUGGAGGUUGAAACUCUGACCUGUUUUUUUCCCCUGUCAUUACAGUCAUGUUUGAACUGUAUAGACUGUGAAUUUUAAACUUGCUGCAAGAAAACACAGUGUGGUGCAUUUUUUUCUUCAAAAUAGAAUUAACAUAUUUUAAAAACUGAUUAGAUGUUCUAUUUGAAAUGCAAAACAAUUUCUUUCCGAAUUUUGACCAGCUUAUUUUUAUUAGGGAAAGGAUAAUCUCAAAAGUUUCAACCUUUCAGUUUGACAUAAAUAAGCAGCAUACAGACAUUUGGAUGCUUAUCUGACAUUUAUACAAACUUUUGGAUUCUACUGAUUUUUCCAUCACCAUUUUGAAAGAUUUAUCAGUCCCACUCCUUAUUCUCUAUUGUUUUCUUAGAGAAAGUCCCUCUGGCUCUGGCCUACCAGCCCUUCUGCAUCUUCUGAAGGUGACUAGCUAGCUUUCCUCUCCUGGGACUUCAAGGGGUAGCUGAUUGGUUCACUUCCCACUUACUUUUCUUUAGGUGAUACUUGCAUUUCUCCCUCUACCUAAAUGUGAAAGAAGAUACUUUCUGAGAUGCAGGUAGCAACAUCAGGAUGGGGACAUUUUCCAACUUAUGCUGUUGUACUUGACUCAGCUCUAGGUCUAAAUUGCUCCUAACUUAAAAAAGCUAUACCAUAAAAAGGAAUUUCCUUUGUUGGCUGGAGGUGGAUUCAUGGGUUUAUAAAGCCACUAAGAUGAUGGAGGAAGUAAAGGAGACAAAAUUUGGGGAGAUACUAAAUGGCAAUCACUUAAAGUAAGUGCUGAAAGGCCCAAAAAUAUAAAUGGAAACAGAUAAAUAAAACCCAUGAAUAAGAACAGUUGCUUCCAAUCAUACAGGAGCAUUCUGCUAUGGAAUUAAUUUCCAUUUGUCAGUCAAGAACAGAUGCCAUUAACAUUACUUAAUUGAAUUUUGAAUUGUAAUGGCUAUUUAGUCACAAUUGUUUAUUUUGAAAAUGCCACAGAUUCUAAUUUCAACAGGUGAGAAAUGGGAAAUUAAAGAAAAUUUAAAACCUUUUAAAUUUAAAAGCUGCUAAGUAUUCAUAAAUGUUUUGGGAUACAAAAUAUACUUUGCACAUAACCAGUUUUAUUUAUUUCAUAUCCGCUGAAAGGAAAACAAUUAAGACAUUUUGGCUUGCCAUUGUUAUAUGCUAAUAAAACUUAAAUGUACAUUGGCGCACAAUUUAAAAAUAUUGUUUUAGUCACAAAUACACUUUAUUUCAAAUUAUAAUUAAAAUUUAACUUUAUAACACUUUCUGCUCUGGGUUGUAGAGGCUCAUUCCUGACUAGACCAAAAGCAGAAAGGAGCUGUCUGUUUUAAUUUAUAAGUACUUAAGAUUUGCAAAGUCAUCAUGCAAACAAACAAGCUAUAGGGUCUCAAUAACACUUUUAUACAUAGUUAGUAAGUGCUCAGUACUUUGUGUCUAGAAAUACUAAUUACAAAAUAGUUUAUUUACUCUGGUUCCAAAUCUGAAACACUUUCGUGUGUGUGUGUAUAUUUUUUAAAUAAUAUCAUUACAUUUUUAUUGUUAUAGCUUUAACCUCAGAGCUACUGCAGUUGUGGAUAAAAUCUACAGCUGAAAUAAUUUUCUUUUAUAGACAAAGAAAUAAAAAUAUGACCUACAGCAUCGCUCUCUAAAACCAUGAGUAAGAUUAAAAACGAGUAGUCGUGUGGCACUUUAGAGACUAUAUAUUAGAGCAGUGUUUUUCAAAAUGGUCUGUGAAUCCACUCUGAGAAACCUGCUAACUGGCCGCUGUAGUUUGUUUAUAUACUGACUCCGUAGCCAUGGAGUCUUGCAGCUCCCAUUGGCUCCAGUUUGCCAUUUCCUGCCAGACCACUUCCUGCGGCUCCCCUUGGCUGCAAAUGGCGAACCAGAGCCAGUGGGAGCUGUGAGGCUCCUUGGCUGUGGAGUCAUUAAGUAAAUAAACCAGAGCAGCUCAUUAGCAGGUUUCUCCGAGUGGAUUCACGGACCACUUUGAGAAACACUGAUUUAGGAUAUGUCUACACAGCAGCAUUAUUUCAGAAUAACUAACGUUAUUCCAAAAUAGUAUAGCACCCGUUUACACUGCCAGCUUUUAUUUCAAAAUAAUGGUGAGCUGGAGAACUUCUUACUCCAAUAGCUGUAAC
Messenger RNA from Pelodiscus sinensis (Chinese soft-shelled turtle), 2760 nucleotides. The record is from RefSeq and is a predicted model, not a curated record. NCBI's taxonomy places the organism in Eukaryota, Metazoa, Chordata, Testudines, Trionychidae.